UAGUUAAAGAUAUUUGCGCGUUUGUUUGAAAGAAAAUGAAAGGAGUGGGAUGCAUUUAGCUUCCUACCUCAAUCUUUCUUUCAAACUACAGCUAAAUAUAACAAAGAAAGCUCUCUCUUUUCUAUUUUUCUCAAUUUCACCUAUAUUUUUCUCUCCAUUUUUGGAGCCGGCCUCUUAGGCCCUCUGAUUUUGCAAUGAAUUAAAUAUCUUUACAUAUCUCCUUGUGCUUCUCACCUCUCCUACAUUCUUGCCAAAGGGGUUUACUCAUGGCAAUGGCGGAUGCCGUGUCUGCGCAGCAUGAUGGACAUAUAAAAGCAGGAUUGGAAAAAUAUGACAUCGAGAACUCUGAGGAGGAGAGGAAGACUGGGCUUAAAUCUCUAAAGAAGAAGGCCAUCCUGGCCUCCAACAAGUUCAAGCAUUCUUUUACAAAGAAGGGCCGCAGACACAGCAGAGUGAUGUCCGUUGCGAUUGAGGAUAACCUUGAUGAUGAGGAAUUACAGGCAGUGGAUGCAUUUCGUCAAGUACUUAUCCUUGACGAGCUUUUGCCCUCUAAGCAUGAUGAUCACCAUAUGAUGCUCAGAUUUUUGAGGGCCAGGAAAUUUGAUCUGGAAAAAGCAAAGCAAAUGUGGUCUGAUAUGCUCCAGUGGAGGAAAGAAUUUGGCACCGACACAUUAAUGGAGGACUUUGAGUUCCAGGAAUUAGAUGAAGUUGUGAAAUACUAUCCACAAGGAUACCAUGGAAUUGAUAAGGAAGGAAGACCUGUUUACAUUGAGAAAUUGGGUGAAGUUGAUGCUAAUAAGCUGCUGCAAGUCACGACAUUGGAUCGAUAUGUGAAGUACCACGUACGAGAAUUUGAGAAAACAUUUGCUUAUAAGCUCCCAGCAUGUUCAGUUGCAGCAAAAAAGCACAUUGACCAGAGCACCACUAUUUUGGAUGUGCAGGGAGUGGGUCUCAAACACUUCAACAAAACUGCAAGGGACCUUAUUACCCGUAUUCAAAAGAUUGACGGUGACAAUUAUCCUGAGACCCUGAACCGCAUGUUCAUCAUCAAUGGGGGUUCUGGAUUCAGGCUUUUAUGGAGCACUGUUAAGUCUUUCCUUGACCCUAAGACUGCUGCCAAGAUCCAUGUCCUGGGUAACAAAUAUCAGAGCAAGUUGCUUGAAAUAAUUGAUGCAAGUGAGCUGCCUGAGUUUCUGGGUGGCACUUGUACUUGUGCUGAUAAGGGAGGUUGUAUGCGCUCUGACAAGGGUCCAUGGAAUGAUCCAGAAAUAAUGAAGAUGGUUCAAAAUGGUGUAGCCAAAUGCCGUAGGAGAACAUUAUCUGGAGUUGAGGAGAAGGCAAUCUCUGAAGAUGAGAAGCCAUGCACAGAGAUGAACAAAGGCGAGUUCUUCAGUGUGGAAACAAAUAUGGAUCUUGUGCGUCCAAAAUAUCCUGUUGCUGAAGAAUUUCCCAUGUUCAAAAAGAGAGAAAUUACCAAAAACUUUGGCAUCAUUCCAAUGGUUGACAAGCCUGUAGAUCCUGCUUGGCCUGCUCUGAUGCAGAAGCAUGGAUAUAAAAUCUCUAAACAUCAUUUUCCUGUGGGGGAUGCUGGUAAGGCUGAUGGUGUUAACAAUCCAAUUAUUAGUGGGGUUCUGGCCCUUGUGAUGGGAAUUGUCACCAUGGUUCGCAUGACACGCGGCAUGCCACGAAAACUUACUGAAGCUGCUUUAUAUGGCAGUCAGAUUUACUGUGAUGAUGCUGUGAUGAAAAGCGAGGCAUUGCCAGAGCCAUCCAUCUCUACUGCAGAAUACAAGAACAUGAUGAUGCGCAUGACUGAAGUGGAAAAGAAUUUGAAUGUUCUUGCAUCAAGAUCAGAUAAAAUGCCACCUGAGAAAGAGAAAAUACUGAAUACUGCAUUAAGUCGCGUUGAUUUCCUGGAGCAAGAGCUGUUAGCAACCAAGAAGACACUUCUGGCUGCAGUUUCUAAACAGCAGGAACUCCUGGAGUACAUUGAAAAGAAGAAGAAGAAGCAGAAGAAGAAGAGGAAGUUUUUUGGAUUUUACUAAAGAAUCCACAACGCUGAGUGAGGUGAAAGUUUCUGAUUUUUCUGCAGUGCUCCAAACAAUAACUUGAGAACUUGCAGAUUCUUGUGGCAAUUAAAUACAAUAUUCAUUUGCCUUAUGUCUGUUAAUAUGUAAAAUCAUCGUUGCUUUUGUAUAAACUCAACUCAAUGUAUAAUAUAAACUUUGUUGUUUUGCAA
This is a messenger RNA of Manihot esculenta (cassava), 2239 nucleotides long. Its product is annotated as phosphatidylinositol/phosphatidylcholine transfer protein SFH3. The coding region runs from base 267 to 2045 and encodes 592 amino acids. The transcript has 15 exons. The record is from RefSeq and is a predicted model, not a curated record. Lineage: Eukaryota; Viridiplantae; Streptophyta; Magnoliopsida; Malpighiales; Euphorbiaceae.